AUAACAUUGAGUGAAUCUGUCCACGGUCAACGGUCUUCCCGAAAUGCAAAUGCUGCUUUGGAUUGAGAAAGAAACGUCAAAAAGACUUGAGAGUUGAGAGAGAAGUGGAUAUGGAGGGGGGCUAUCCGACGACCUUCUCCACAUACUCCUAUUCAACACCGAGACCCACGAACUGUUUCCAUCCUAAUUGCUCCAUUCCUCAUACCAUCAGCGAUUCUUUCCGAUCACGAAGCACAAGAAAAGUAAUCGCUCAUGGCUGCAGAAAAAGGGGAUUGGCGGUGAAAGCAAGAGCGCAGAGCUUUUCAACACUGAGGCAGACUCUUUCAAGCAACUGGGAUGUUUUCAACUACUCCAGAGCUCCUCCUUCUCGACUGCCCAGAUUUGAUGAACUGGACACCAUCAAUAUGCUUCUUCGUCAGAGAAUUGUCUUCUUGGGUUCUCAGGUAGAAAAUGCAUCAGCAGAUCUUCUUAUUAGCCAGCUAUUAUUACUCGAUGCUGAAGACUCCAAAAAGGACAUCAGAUUGUUCAUAAACUCGCCCGGUGGUUCCGUUACUGCUGGAAUGGGAAUAUAUGAUGCAAUGAAACAGUGCAAGGCUGAUGUUUCUACUAUUUGUCUCGGACUUGCUGCAUCGAUGGGUGCAUUUCUCCUUGCUGCUGGCACCAAAGGGAAAAGGUAUUGCAUGCCAAAUGCAAGGGUCAUGAUCCAUCAACCUCUAGGAGCAGCUGGUGGCAAUGCAACAGAUAUGAUGAUACGAGUAAGGGAAAUGGCAUUCCACAGGAACAAGCUAAAUAAAAUAUUGUCACGAGCCACAGGAAGGCCUCUGCAGGAGAUUGAAGAAGAUACAGACCGUGAUAAUUUUAUGGGUGCUUGGGAAGCAAAAGAGUACGGGCUAGUUGAUGUAGUAAUUGAUGAUGGAAAACCAGGACUGGUAGCACCUAUUGCAGAUGCGAGACCUCCACCGAAAACCAGGAUUUUGGGUCCAUGGAAAGUUGAGAGCAGCAAGAAAACAAAGCAGAAUUUGCCAUCAGAGGAGAGGAUGAUGAGGAACAUGAAAGAGGAUGGAUGUCCUAAUCCUGACAACCAAGGUAAUAAUAAUGAGUUUAUGAAUGAAGAUAAGAGUGUUGCUGCUGCUUAACUGAACGGUCAAAUCAUUUUCAACUUCUAUAUGUUCCAUUGGUCCAACACUUGCCCCAUUUAUAUUUCAAUGAUGUUUCAGAAUAUACAUAUGUUGAACUCUGCUGAUGGUUGGUUGGUAACUUGGUGUGCCCCAAUCCUUUUUUGUUGUAUUCCAUACUCGGUCAUUCCUUCAUUGAAAUGCUACUUUUUCAUAUCUUA
Molecule: messenger RNA, 1336 nt
Organism: Cuscuta europaea
Lineage: Eukaryota; Viridiplantae; Streptophyta; Magnoliopsida; Solanales; Convolvulaceae
Source: the annotation of a GenBank genome assembly